This is a messenger RNA of Xiphophorus hellerii (green swordtail), 1857 nucleotides long. RefSeq lists its product as uncharacterized. The transcript has 6 exons. Lineage: Eukaryota; Metazoa; Chordata; Actinopteri; Cyprinodontiformes; Poeciliidae. Bases 844 to 1452 code for a protein of 202 amino acids. The record is from RefSeq and is a predicted model, not a curated record.
GUUAGGGGCGUUUGCGCCUUUUUCAUGCUGCAUUUCUGUUCCUGCAAAGAGACAGAGAGGCAUCCUGAAGAAUUGGGAGGGAAAUUUUAAAAUCGCCACUUGAAAACAGAAUGAGACGUCAAACUGCGGAGAUGAAAGGUCCAGGAGUGAAACAUCCCCAGAUGUUCCUCCUCAACCAGUACUGGAGCGCCACCUGGGGGACAACAGGGGUUCCUGGGCCAGGAGGGAUGGAUGGUACUUGAAGUGGGAUCUUGGUCAGAUCCAGGGAUCUCUUCCCAAUGGGACUGGAAAACCUUAACAUCAAAGAUGGAUCCUGAUGAGAUUCCUGAACUACUUCAGUUUACCUUUCAGUUCAGUUCCUUCUUCAAUGCAACAGACUAAACCAGAAGCCCAGUUAGCUCAGACAGAACCUCAUCUUACACUAAAUGGAUUCUCCAUGGGGUUAAAGGUCAGGGAAAUUUGCUGGCCAGUCAAGAACAGGAUCUCCAUGGACACUGAACCAGAUUUGGUACCUUUGGCGGUGUGGGUCGGUACCAAGUCCUGCUGGAAAAUAAAACCAGCAUCUUCAUACAGUUUGUCAGCAGAGGGAAUCGUGAAGCGCUCUAGAAUUUUCUGCAUAAACUGGACUUCAGGAAACCCAGUGGACCAGAACCAGGAGACAACAUGGCACCUCAAGCUUCACUCUGUACUUCAACCAACAUGGACGCUGUGCUUCUCCGUUCUUCAGACCCUGACACCCUGAUUACAAAAUGAAAUGCAGAGUUUUCUCUCCUGUGAAGAAAGGACUAUGGACCAAACCUCAACAGUUCAGCUCCUUUUCACCUUCGCCAGGUAAGACGAUUGAUGGUUGAGAUGAAACCCAUCAACCUGCUACCGCUUCUUCUGCUGUUCUUUGGACAAAUUCAAGGUUCCACUGAGAUGAUCCAAAAGUUUCUUCCAACUGGAAAAGAAUCAAAUAUUAGUUUCCCUGUAGAAAAGCUUCCUAAAGAUUCUACGGUUUUAUGGUUUGAUCAUUUAAAUAGGACCAUAGGAACAUAUUAUUCGUAUGGAGAAACAAAAUUGGAGCAGCGUUUCGAUGGAAAAGUGAAGAUUGCUGGACCAACAACGCUGACGUUUCUGAGUCCACAGACAUCAGACAGUGGAUUAUAUUGUGCAAAGGUGAUAGGAGAUAAACAUAAUAAUACAGUGAUGUGCUUCAGCGUCACAUUUGCAGACCAAAAUACGGUUUCCACAGUUGCUGUUCUUGCUCUUUCUCUUGCUGUUCUUGCCAUCAUUGCUGCUGUUGGACUUUGGUGCUGUUUAAAGAAGAAAUGUCAAGACCAGACUGAAGCCGUAGUCUUCUCUGCAAACUCUGGAACAAAUUCUUCAAUUGUCCAGAUCCUUCUACCACCUACCCAAGACAACGGAGAUCCUCACAACAUCGAGGAAAAUGCUGCAGAUUCACCUGUUUAAAGCUGCAGAGAAACCCGCAGACUGUCACUCUGUGCUGCACUACAGUCCUCUCUCCACAACUUGUGAACAGCAGAAUUAGUUUUCCUGUAACUUCAGGUUACAGGUGGGGUGUUGUGGUGGCGCAGAGAAAACCUAAACUAUUGCUUCCUGUGUUGAGGAUUUAAAUUUGAACGUUUUCCUUUGAUGUAUGCAACGUGCUAGUUUGACGCUAUGAAGCUUACCCGAAACAACCUGCACUGUAGAUAACCGUCCUCCACAGCGAAUAGAUAAGAUCCGAUCUGAACGCGGCUGCUGUUAAUUUUAACGUUAAUUUAAUAUUUGGAAGUGUGGCCAACAUGGACUGAACGAUUUUGUUCACUUCCUCCUUUCCUAUUGCUAAAACUACAGACUACAAUUCUAAAACAG